This is a messenger RNA of Durusdinium trenchii, 672 nucleotides long. NCBI's taxonomy places the organism in Eukaryota, Dinophyceae, Suessiales, Symbiodiniaceae. The record is from the annotation of a GenBank genome assembly.
AUGGAAGAUCAUGGAACCAAUGGAGCAAGACACGGAACCAACUCGCAGAUGGCUGCCGUUUCUUUGGUCCAUCAACGCGCCAAGGAUACCGAUUAUGGCACCACAGAUAGAAAACUCCACUCCUUCGGUGAGUUUCAUGUUGGCAGCAGAGGUAGUAGCUACCUUCCUGGAAAGUUGCUGCAACAGCGCUUGCCACGCACUUUCAAUGAAAGUAUGGAGAAUAUAGCUCAAGAGCGUCGAGAGGAAUAUGGCAUGCCAAGAGGUGUGACUGGAUUGGGCCGUGGCUUUCGAGACCGCUGGACCCGAGCCGAACGAGUCAAUGCUGACUGGCUUUUGAGUCAUCGAGCACGCACCUUCAAUGGCAGUUUGCAAGGCGAUCGCUGUGGAAGUUCGCCGAUACAGACACCUGCAGGGACCUUCAUUGCAACUCCAACUUGGAGUGAAUCGGGUGAUGUGUUUGUACCGCGUCGAGAUGAUCCUUGCAGCCCCCUCUAUGUCCAGGCAACACCUCAACGUUGGGCAAGCGAGCACUGCCAGGAAAUGUCGCAGCCAUCCGCUCCGCUUCAAAGUGCACACAUGUACCAUCCAGGCUUUGGGCUCCUUGGGCCGGACCAAGCUGCUUUUCUUGGCACGUUCGGCGGCAACAAAUUCGAGAUACACAAAACCGCAUAG